AUGACAAAAAAUCUUCGUGCUCGUGAUGAAUCAAUCACUGCGAAUCAAUUGUCAACAAAUUCGUCACCAUCUGUUAUGAUGCCAAGCCAAAACAGAUGUUUGAAAAUAACAAAACCUCAUUCGCAUCAUCAGCCACCACCACAACAACAACAACAACAGCAACAUAAAAAAAUGAAAGUUAGUCAUAGUAAUUUAAAUAUGAUCAACAAUAAUAAUCAUAAUCAAUUAAAUGGAAAUGUACGAAGUUCAUUACAUCCUCUACAAGAAAAUAUGAGUAGAACGUCCAGAAUUGAUCCGUCACUUCGUUGUCCAUUGAGACAAACAUUGCCAAUAUUUAAACAGCCUGUUACAUAUUAUCCACUUCAGCGAGAUGAAGUAAAACCUCAAGUAGCCAGAUCCGAUCAUCAGCAAAGUGGAGGAAGUAAGACAAGUGAAAAAACAAAACCACGACAGUUAUUUUGGGAAAAACGUUUUCAAAAUAUUCGUCCGAGUGACAUUGACGGAGAACCGCUUUGCGAUUUUCGUUUGCCAGAACAAAUUAAAGGUAUUGGAUUAGAUAUGUCACCUGAAACAGUUGUGAUAAGUUUAGCAACAUCAUUACAUUUAUAUUGUAAUUCUCGUGCAUUAUAUGGACAAAGUAAACAGUGUACAAAAAACCCAACCGUGUUUAUUAAUCGAGAUCAACCAUUAAUUGAAGUAUUAUUUGUUUACAUUCAAAUAACAAUUAGUGAUGAUCAUAUUCAUGCACAAGAAAAUAAAGUUCUUGAAUUACGACGAAAAGUUCAAAAAGCAAUGCUUGAAAUAGGAACAAUCAACGAUGUCAAACCUGAAGCGUAA
This is a messenger RNA of Didymodactylos carnosus, 837 nucleotides long. The record is from the annotation of a GenBank genome assembly. NCBI's taxonomy places the organism in Eukaryota, Metazoa, Rotifera, Eurotatoria, Philodinida, Philodinidae.